CCCCACAACUAUGACGAUAAUAUUGGAAAAAAACUGACUAAUUUCUUCAUCAUUUCCACCACCCUUCAUUUGUAGUAUUAAGCAAUUUUUUUUCUAGCAUUUCAUUUCCAAAUCCUCGUUGCGAGGGGCUGGAGAUGAAUAAAAUGCCUAGAGGAUCAUCACCAUCACCACCACAACCCUUUGUUUCAUUAACAUCGUCUUCAAUAAUGAAUAACAUCCUCGUGGCAUUUAUUUGCCUCGUUGUCCUCGGCCCCUCUAGUGUAAUUCCAGUUUCUGCACAAUCAGAUUCUACUGCCCCUGCAAAAUCUUUUCCAGCAUUCACACCAUCAGAUAAUUAUCUUAUUAAUUGUGGAUCGUCUUCUCCUACCACCCUACCAGGAAAUCGCGUGUUUCAGCCAGAUGAAAGCAGUAAUAAAUAUUUAUCCUAUAGCGGACGUGACAGUCAUAUAUCUGCGCCUGAUAACAAAAAUUCACCUUCACCUAUAUAUAACAGCGCGAAAAUAUUCAAUAGUGACGCUACUUAUACAUUUCAUGUGAAUAAUCCUGGCUUGCAUUGGAUUCGCCUUCAUUUUUUCCCUUUGCAAAAUGGUGAAUUUAAUCUCCACACCGCGAAAUUCUCUGUUUCAACAGAAUCAUUAGUUCUCUUGCGUGACUACACAAUGGAGAAAAAUGAAGCAGCUAUGAAAGAAUAUCUUGUAAAUGUCACAACAGAACGUUAUGACAUCAAAUUUUCGCCUUCAGAAGGUUCAAUUGCAUUCGCCAACGCCAUUGAAUUUGUCACUGCACCAGCCAAGUUACUUGACUAUUCUGUCCCUCUCCUUUUCCCUGUCUCGCAAAAAUUUGACCUUACCAAAAGUAAUUUCGUAACCGCCUAUAGGCUUAAUGUUGGAGGUUCAUACCUUGAUGCAUCAAAUGACACUUUAGGGAGAAAUUGGUUAUCUGAUGGACCAUUCCGAAAUAAUGCCACAGGACAGGCAGUUUCUGUUCAACCUUCUGUGAUUCAAUAUCCAACUGCAGGGGGAUCGCCUCUAAUUGCGCCUCCCACAGUGUACAGUUCUGCAGUAAAAAUGGCUGAUUCAGAAACUGUCAUUCCAAAUUUCAACAUAUCGUGGACGAUGGAUAUUGAUACCUCGUAUACACAUCUCGUUCGCCUUCACUUCUGUGAUAUCAUUAGCAAAUCACUCAAUGAACUGUAUUUCAACGUGUACAUUAAUGAUAAGAUGGCAAUUUCCGGGCUAGACUUGUCAUCUUUGACACAGCGGUUGUCCACAGCUUUUUACAAGGACUUUGUGAUAGAUUCCGCUUCUGCAGCUAAUCCUCUUAGUGUAAAGGUUUCACCGGUGAACGAUGUCCAAGGAUUCAAGAAUGCUAUUCUGAAUGGUCUUGAGGUUUUCCGGAUGAAUAAUUCUUUGGGUAGUCUUGAUGGAGAAUAUGGUAUGGAUGGAAAGAAGAGUAGUGGUCCAAGCAGAACAGUGGCUUAUGUUGGUUUUGCUAUGAUGUUUGGAGCGUUUGUGGGAUUGGGUGCUAUUGCGUUCAAGUGGCAAAAAAGGCCUCAGGAUUGGCAAAAAAGGAACAGUUUCUCCUCUUGGUUGCUUCCACUUCAUGCUGGAGAUACAAGCUUUAUGGCGGGAAGCAAGGCUUCAAUGUCCCGCAAGAGCCAAUUUUUCAAUUCAACCACGGGGCUAGGCCGUUACUUUUCAUUUGCUGAGCUGUCAGACUCCACCAACAAUUGGGAUCCGAAUGCCAUAAUUGGUGUUGGUGGCUUUGGCAAUGUCUAUUAUGGAGAAAUCGAUGAUGGAACAAAAGUAGCUGUCAAGAGAGGCAAUCCACAAUCUGAGCAAGGCAUCAAUGAGUUCCAGACUGAAAUUCAGAUGUUAUCUAAGCUCAGACAUCGCCAUCUGGUGUCGUUGAUUGGUUAUUGUGACGAAAACACAGAGAUGAUAUUGGUUUAUGAGUUCAUGCAAAAUGGCCCCUUUAGAGAUCAUCUCUACGGCAAGGACAUGCCACCUUUGACAUGGAAGCAAAGGCUAGAAAUCUGCAUUGGCUCUGCUCGUGGGCUUCAUUACCUCCAUACCGGUGCAUCUACAGCAAUUAUCCACAGAGAUGUCAAAACCACCAACAUUCUUCUUGAUGAGAACUUAGUCGCUAAAAUGGCUGACUUUGGGCUAUCAAAAGAUUGCCUUGCCAACGAAACUCACGUAAGCACAGCUGUGAAGGGAAGUUUUGGGUACCUGGAUCCUGAGUACUUCCGCAAGCAGCAGCUAACAGACAAGUCUGAUGUGUACUCAUUUGGAGUGGUCCUUCUAGAGGCCUUAUGCGCUCGUCCUGCCAUUAAUCCAGCACUUCCAAGAGAACAAGUGAAUUUAGCAGAAUGGGCAAUGCAAUGGAAGAAAAAAGGGUUGCUGGACAAAAUCAUUGAUCCUACUCUUGUGGGACAAAUUAACCUAGAGUCGAUGAAGAAAUUCGCUGAAGCAGCAGAAAAGUGUUUGGCAGAAUAUGGUUCUGACAGACCUAGCAUGGGUGAUGUGCUGUGGAACCUGGAAUAUGCUUUGCAGCUCCAAGAAGCCUCAUUACAAGGGAAGGUUGAAGAAGAAAACAAAGCAGCUUCUGCCCAAACCUCUCCUGCUACAGUUGCCCCUACUCCUCCUUUGACUCCUGACAACAGGCCAGUUUCUUCACCUGAGCAGACAAGAAAUCCUGCUGAAACUCAAACAAUUGAUGAUCAUUCAGGAACUGCAAUGUUUGCUCAAUUUGCUGAACUUAACGGGCGAUGAUUCCCACAAUCGCUUUGACAGAGAUGAUAAUACAGAAAUCUCAAUUGGUAUGUCCCAUAUAAAUUAUAUGUAUACGCAGUUGAAGCCAGCUCUUUUACUGAUGACUUUUCUGCUGUUUUUCUUUUUGGAGUUCCUCUUCCAAGAAUGAGUCACAAUAGCUGGAGGUUAUCUUUUUGAUUGUUUUGUAUGCUGGAUAUGUGCAAAUGGAAAAAAAAAAUUACGAAUUAAAUAAUAAUGUACUAAUGUAUAUAUACAUCAUAGUUUCUUUUGCUCUUUU
Capsicum annuum is the source of this 3051-nucleotide messenger RNA. Its product is annotated as probable receptor-like protein kinase At4g39110. The record is from RefSeq and is a predicted model, not a curated record. Bases 135 to 2774 code for a protein of 879 amino acids. The transcript has a single exon. Lineage: Eukaryota; Viridiplantae; Streptophyta; Magnoliopsida; Solanales; Solanaceae. Gene Ontology annotation, biological process: protein autophosphorylation. Gene Ontology annotation, molecular function: ATP binding; transmembrane receptor protein tyrosine kinase activity. Gene Ontology annotation, cellular component: plasmodesma; plasma membrane.